Messenger RNA from Gossypium arboreum, 893 nucleotides. RefSeq names its product ethylene-responsive transcription factor ERF027. Gene Ontology annotation, molecular function: DNA binding; DNA-binding transcription factor activity. Gene Ontology annotation, biological process: regulation of DNA-templated transcription. NCBI's taxonomy places the organism in Eukaryota, Viridiplantae, Streptophyta, Magnoliopsida, Malvales, Malvaceae. The transcript has a single exon. The record is from RefSeq and is a predicted model, not a curated record. Bases 195 to 725 code for a protein of 176 amino acids.
AUUACCACGAUUUGUCCCACGAAAUCCCCACGUUUUCCCCUUUCCUUCUGUAGAGUAAACUCAGCUUUUCUAUUAUACUAUAAACCAGUUCAAUAUAUAUAUGUAUGGCUGACCAUGCUAAACAUCCAAGUCCCACAUAGAUCCCUUCACAACAAGUACUAGUAACACGUGUGUGAGCUAUUUUUUCACUAGCCAUGGCCUCUAGUUCCUCCAGUAAACACCCAAUGUAUCGUGGAAUCAGAUGCCGGAGCGGAAAAUGGGUGUCUGAAAUCCGUGAACCGCGUAAAACUACACGUAUAUGGCUCGGUACGUAUCCGACACCGGAAAUGGCUGCUGCUGCUUAUGAUGUGGCUGCACUAGCCCUAAAAGGUAGUGAAGCUGUUGUGAACUUCCCGGAUUCCGUUGCUUCGUAUCCUAUUCCGGCUUCUAUGUCGUCAGCCGAUAUACGAAAAGCGGCGGCGGCGGCGGCGGCGAUGCAAAGAGGUGAAAACAAAAGUAGUGAGAGUAGUAACCUAGUAGGGACAGUUCAACAUCAUGUGGUCAAAGAUGAAGGGUUCGCUACAGGAGAGUAUGUGGAUGAGGAUGUAUUUUUGAACAUGCCUAAUUUGUUGGUGGAUAUGGCAAAGGGAUUGCUGGUUUCACCGCCGAGAAUUAGCUUGAUACCUUCCGAUGACGACGAUGACUCGCCAGAUAAUUGUAAUGGAGAAAGCUUAUGGAGUUAUUGAUUUGAUUCAAUAUUUUUCUAAUAAUGCUGCUAUAAGCUGCUACAUUAUUUUGGUCUUUUCAUUUUCAUCAAAUGUGGGCCGGAAACAAGGACAUGUUAGGAUUUUGGAAAAAAGGAAGAAAGAAAAAAAGUGCCCAUUGGUGGUAUUAAGUUGCAGCUUUGAGCAUUA